This is a messenger RNA of Sphaeramia orbicularis (orbiculate cardinalfish), 5706 nucleotides long. RefSeq names its product myocardin-like. Lineage: Eukaryota; Metazoa; Chordata; Actinopteri; Kurtiformes; Apogonidae. Gene Ontology annotation, cellular component: nucleus. Bases 408 to 3425 code for a protein of 1005 amino acids. Gene Ontology annotation, biological process: cardiac muscle cell differentiation; smooth muscle cell differentiation; positive regulation of transcription by RNA polymerase II. Gene Ontology annotation, molecular function: transcription coactivator activity. The record is from RefSeq and is a predicted model, not a curated record. The transcript has 13 exons.
GCCCCUCCCUCAGCGGGGGCAUAUCUCUUCUGUGUGUACCGUCCCUUGGCCCUGCUCAGAGCUCUCUCAGUUAGAUGGGACCAAAGCCUCGGCGGCCUCAGACUCACACACACACUCCCACAUCCAGGGAGGGAGAGACGAGAAGAAAAAGAAGGAGGAAGGAAGACAAACACACAGAGCAGAAGGCUGUUGAGUGGCUGACACAACCUCAAAGCCAGUGCAUGUGUUAGUUUUGUUUUUUGUUUUUUUUUCUUAUUUCCCUCCUCCUUCUAUUAUCUAAAGCUGUUGAUGAGGACGUCUCCAUCUCAUCUCAGCCUGGGGUCCAGAGGUGACCGAGGGAGUGGAAGAAGAGCACGUUGUCAUUUUGUUUUGCAACUGUUGAACACUGGAACUGUACUGUAAGCAUUAUGACUCUUCUGGGCUCUGAACACUCCAUACUGAUACGAAGCAAGUUUAGAUCAGUCCUACAGUUAAGACUUCAGCAGAGGAGGACACGAGAGCAGCUGGCAGACCAAGGCAUCAUGCCUCACCCCUCCUCAGACGGCCCCUCUCUGGAGGCCCAGAUGAGGCUAAAGCGAGCGCGUCUCGCCGAAGACCUGAAUGAGAAGCUGGCUCUCAGGCCGGGGCCCCUGGAGCUGGUCCAAAAGAAUAUCAUUCCCCUAGACUCUGCCGUCACCAUGACAGUAAACCAUGGUAAAUUCCCAAAGCAGGAGGACUCGUACGCAUUCGAGGAGGACAGCAGCAGUGACAGUCUGUCUCCAGAGCAGCAUCACAGUGACGAGUCCCAGGGUUCGGCCUGUCCUUCAUCAGAGGCCGUGGGUAGUACGCCCUCCUCCUCCUCAUCUCCUGCCCUCACCAGCCCCCGACAGGUGGGUGCAGUCAGAGACCCCCCUGAUCAAACCCAGGAUGAAGGCUUGUCUGGUACCAACAGCUGCCAGACCACACCCCCAAUACCUGUUCCUGCUAUUGUCAAGUCAAAGACUUCAGACAAGAACCGGCACAAGAAGCCCAAAGAUGUGAAGCCUAAGGUGAAGAAGCUCAAGUACCACCAGUACAUUCCUCCAGAUCAGAAGGCUGAGAAGUCUCCUCCGCCCAUGGACUCGGCCUACGCCCGCCUCCUCCAGCAGCAGCAGCUCUUCCUGCAGCUCCAGAUCCUCAGCCAGCAGAAACAUGCGCACACACACCCACAGACGCAGCAGAACCAGCAGCACACACACACUCCGCAGGCCCAGGCCCAGCAGAGGCAGCCGGCGUUCAGCUACCAACCCCAUCCAUCCACCCAGAGCCAGAAAGGAGGAGCUGGUGAGCAGCUGUCAGCCUGUAGCUCCAGCGGUCCAUCCAGCACAGUCAACAGUAACUCGUCCUCUCCAGUGAAGAACACAUAUCCAAACCAAAGCAACAUCUCAUCCGUCAAACCUGGGCCCCUGCCGGCCAAUCUGGAUGACCUGAAAGUAUCGGAGCUGAGGCAGCACCUUCGGAUCCGUGGGAUGCCAGUCUCCGGCACCAAGACCGCCCUCAUAGAGAGACUGCGGCCCUUCAAAGACUCCAACGCUGGGUCCUCACCAUCAGGCUCAUCUGACAUCACUACUGUGACCUUUCCCGUCACUCCCACCGGGUCCCUGUCCUCCUACCAGUCCCCGUCCUCCUCCAGCGCCCUGUCCCAGGGUGGAUACUACCCGUACCCCAGCACCUCCUCCAGCCCCCCCAUCUCUCCGGUCUCCUCGGACCUGUCCCUCAGCGGAUCGCUCCCCGACAGCUUCAGCGACGUGCCCAUGUCGUCGCCCACGCAGUUCAACCUGCAGCCGUCUCCGGCCCAGCUCAGCAUGGAGGACGGCCUGGGAGGGGGAGGUCAGAGGUCAGGGGAGGGGGGAGGCAUGGACGGCCUGGAGGCUGAGAAGGACAAGAUGCUGGUGGAGAAGCAGAAGGUGAUUGAGGAGCUGACGUGGAAACUGCACCAGGAACAAAGACAGGUUGAAGAGCUUAAGAUGCAGCUUCACAAAAGGAAACGCUGCUAUGGGGCCACACAGGACACCAUCCCCCCUCCAUCUCAGUCCCACCACCCAUCCAUGCACCAGCAUACUCCAGCCAUGAUGGGCCAGCACUUCUUUGGGGUGACCAUUAAACAGGAGCCCAUGUCCCUGUCCUCCAGCUGUCCUCUGUCCUCUCCAAAACAGCUGAAAAGUCCUCCUGGGAGCUGCAUGGAGGAUCUGGGACACUGCAACACUCAGCUGUCCAAUAUGGGGGCCCCUGGUGGGACGCAAUGUAUGGACGCAGCCCCUUCGUCUGGAAGCCCCUCCACUAUGUCGGCGUUCCUCAGUCCACAGUGUUCACCACAAGACUCCCCCAUCGGAAAGCCUUCCAGUAGCCCCCAGCCUUCAUCUCCUAAUAACCCCUACCUGCUGUCGCCUGGGCUGGGGAGGGACGGCUGUGGACACGCCCAUCAGCAGGGCAACGCCAGAGCACGCACCAUGCAGAUGCAGCAGAAGAGCGGUGGGCAGCUGGUCAACUGUUCUUACCCCUCUGACCAAAGAAGCCUUCAGGGAGUCUUCCCCAGCUCCGCCGACUGUGGCCUUAACCACACAGCUUCAGCCAAGAGCGAGAACCCCAACAUGACCCCCAAGAUGUCAGUAUUGUCCUCUCCUCGACAUGCUGGCCUAAAGUGCCAGGUCUCUACCCCGGCCUUCAGUAGCUCAGAUUCAGCUGCAUCUGACUUAAGACAGCCCCCAUGCUAUGAAGAUGCAGUCAAGCAGCAGCUGAGCAGAAGUCAGCAGAUGGACGAACUGUUGGACGUGCUGAUAGAGAGCGGAGAGAUGCCAGCUAACGCCAGAGAAGACAAGGAGAGGUCCUGUGUAACCAAAGUUGUCCCUCACAUUACUGUGUCCCCAGGGUGUCCCGGACUCCUCGUCCCGAGGUUCCACCGCCACUACGAGCACCCGUCCCCCACCCAGCUCCCCUACGACCACUCGGCCAAUCACAUCGCAGACGGCCACCUGGAAACUCUGCUAAGCAGUCCCGUCGGCCGAGGAGGGGAGGUGGCCUUUCUUAAAAUGGCCACCGAGGACGGCAACCAGGAAGACGAAGGGAACCGAGACGGCGAAGGGUACAGCAGCCCCCACGGCCACCAUCGCCACCCCCACCCCUCCCUACAGGACAAACUUCUGGCCAACAGGGAUCUGAUGGACGCCUCACUGUCGCCCGUCGGCGCCAAAGUGUCGGCCGUCCCCGAGGUGCAGGGGAUGGUCAGUAUGACCUUCAGCGAGACGCCAUGGGAGACGAUGGAGUGGCUGGACCUGACGCCGCCCAGCUCGGCCAUGGCGUUCAGCGUGGCUCCGCCCAGCGGCCCCAGCAUCUUUAACACCGAGUUCCUGGAUGUCACAGAUAUUAACUUGAACUCUGCCAUGGACCUUCACCUGGAGCACUGGUGAGAGCCACGGAACCAAAGCACCCGUAGAAAGACCAAACCAAAGAAGGAGCCGCUUCAAAUCCAGCUUCAGUCCAAGUGCCACAGUCCGCUUCUGUUUAUCGCACAGCGGGGUCGACCUUUGACCUCCAUCCAAAGACCACGUCACAUGUUGAUCUCCAGUUUAAAGUCUUCACUUCGCUGCAACGACGUUCUCAUGUCGUCAAACCCACGAUCCAACACAAGGUGCUUUUUUGACAUAGUCUUUGUCCUGUUGGACGAUGAUGCACACGAAGUACAAACACAUGAAGGACUUUGUUAAAGGAAACGCAUGAUUACAGAGCUUUAAACCACACUUUAUGCAAUAUCAGUGUUAAUACCACCUCGACUUGAAGACACAUUUUGACAAUCAUUGUAUACGUUUUGGAGUCUAUGUUUGUAUUACUGGAAAAAAAUGAAAGGAACUACAAGGUGAAUUGGAUUGCUUAGUACGGCCAAUAUGUAAAUAUCCUAAAUGCAACUGUACUGACAGAGACAAGUUGACGUCUGCAUAUUUUGUCAGCAGAGUGGGAGAAGAAACAAACCACAAAUCAAGUGUAUUGUGUAAUCAGUUCAUCUUUGAUGUAAAUAUGAAAAAAAAAUCUCACUUUGCACCUUUAGUUUCUUUCACAUUUGUCACAGUUUGCUUGAGCUUAGAAAAAUGUGUGUAGAAAUGGUUGUCAUUCCUUUGAAAAACUUUAUAUAUAUAUAGCUAUAUAUGUUUCUUUUCACUAUUUGGAAUAUUUAACCACAGAAUGACAUAAUGCAGAGAAGUUAACGUCUUCAAAAACCCUUUGGUCUUAUUGGCUUAGACUGGCAGAAACGUGCCUUAUUUUCAGCUUUUUGUACUUUUUAUACAAAUUUGCCCAUUUUUACAAUGUUUUAUUACCCAGAAAGACAAUGAGAUAUUAAUAGAGUUCCCACAUAAGUGCUUUAACAAAAAGAAUAGAUUAAUCUAUGUAAACUUCAUCUCUAUUUUGUGUUAACUACGUUUGUUUUAAGAAAAUUCACCUUUUCCAAUCACAUUUAUUUAUUUUUGUGUUUUCUGUUAAGCUUUUUAUUGUAUUUAUACUGACAUUCCUUUCUAAUAGAUUGGGGCUUUCUGUUUUUUUUGCCCAAAAACUCCAGCACUACCAUUGGAACACGGACAUUUUUCUACUAAAUCACUCUUUAAAAAAAAAAGAAGUGCUGCAAAGUGAAGGAACCACUUCAGAAAGCCAUGAUUUUCUUAAAUCAGUUUUCCUUAAAGUACGAUACGAAGCGAAUAUGUCAAUUUUUAGCACUUGUGAAUAGGAAAAUGUAAUAUAUUUGGAUCUUUACUGUGAAUAACUGCGUAUAUCAGACUUGUACCGGAGCCAGCUUUUAAUACCCCACUAAGUCUCAAACAUCUUAAAGGCUUCAGUUUUUGGUCAAUAGUCGUCUAUUUUCAACACGUGUAAAAAUGUGCCGUCCUCCUGUAAAGUCUCACAGUGUUGUUUGACCAAAUAUUCCUUUGUUUUUUUUUUCCUGGUACUUAUAAAGCGUUGCACUUGUUCAAUGGGUUCUGUGGUUAUGUAGUAACGCCAGUGGAUUUGAGUAUAUGGUAAAGCAGGUAUUGUUUCUUUUCUGUCUUCUACAGAAUACCUACAGGCCUUUUGUAUUCUGGUGGGGUUUGACAUAAUUAUCCCUAAUGAAAAAAAGUUAAAAAAAAAAACAAAAAAAAAAACAUACAUUAAAAAAAAAAAAAGACACCUGACAGAAGCUUCCAUGUUGCUUGGCCACUGACUUGCUUUAGUAUUGUAAAGAAAAAAAAAAAAACAGUAUUUGCUUGCAUCCCUGUAUACAAAAUGAAGAGCAAUAAACUUUUCACAGCAAAACUGUUUCUGUAGUUACUCUUUUAUUCAUGUUUGAUUCACAAGAAGCACACAAUACAGGUUUCAAUCUUUUCCAUGGGAACUUUAUUUGUAACCCUCGAUAAAGAUACAAUAUAAUAUUCAUUGCCCUUAAUAUUAUCUUAUAAUCUAAUAUGAACAUUCUAGUAAAUUGCAAUUUAUACAACAUGGUACCCUGGAGAUUCAUAUUCACCAGCGGUAAGUUAGCUUCCUGGAAACGUAUUCCGUGAGAGAAGAACAGAUCUGGAGACCGUUUGCAGCUCGUCCUGUCGUGUCAAAUGGCGAUAACCGGGCUUCCUCGGGGUUUUGAACCGUUUUACGUUUACGAAUAGAGUGCUGCAGGGACGAGACGUAUGCUUUUUUUUUUUUGUAAUAGAUUCCACUCCCAACUCUGCA